GACGGGCACGGGCGCGGGCGCGGCUCCGGAUCCUCCCCGUUCACAACCGCGCGCCGAACGGCCGGGGUGGGGGGCGCGGCGUGACGUCAGCACGGUGAUGUAACAGCAGCCCCCCGCUUCCCCGGCUCGGGGGGGGCGGCGGCGGCAGCGAAACCCCCCCAAAACCCCCAAUCCCCCUCGAGACCCCGCCCCAACAUGGCGGCGGCGGCGGGGGGCGGGGUCUCGCCGGGGGGCGGAGCCUCGCUGGAGGAGGAGUGCGAGGUUGUGCGCGUGCGCGUCAAGAAGAGCGAGGGGCAGCAGCCGCCCGAGUUCCGCUCGUUCGCCGUGGACCCGCAGAUCACCUCGCUGGAUGUGCUGCAGCACAUCCUGGCCCGAGCCUUCGACCUGCAGGGGAAGAAAAGCUUCGUGCUGAGCUUUGCAGCACGGGAUGGGCAGGGCCAGGACACCUUUGUGCCUCUGCUGAGCGAUGGUGACCUGGCCAACGCCUUCACCUGCGCCCGGCCCACCCUGAGACUGCGCCUGGACGUCAGGAACCCCCCGGACAGCCCGCUGUUGGAGGACUGGGACAUCAUCAGCCCGCGGGAGGUGGCGGCGGCCGAGCCUCUCCCCGAGCGCCGCUCGCUGCUGGCGGCCGCCCUGCCCUUCACCCAGGCCCUGCUGGCACAGGUGGGCCGGACGCUGGCGCGGGCGCAGGCGGCCCUGGCGUGGCCCGAGGGGACCCCGGCGGUGUCGCCGCCCCCUCCCCCUCCCCCGCCCUGCGCCCCCCUGAGCGACGCCGACCUGAGGUCGUACCUGGGCCCAGGUGGGCGCCUGCUGCGGCCCCAGGAGCUGCGGCUGCACGUCUUCCACGGCGGCGUCGAGCCCGGCCUGCGCAAGGUGGUCUGGCGUUACCUGCUGAACGUUUUCCCCGCCGGCCUCACCGGCCAGGAGCGCCUGUCCCACCUUCGCCUGAAAGCGGCCGAAUACUCCUCGCUGAAGGUGGCCCUGGCCACCCGCACGCCGCCGGCCGAGCUGGCCCAGGUGGCCGCCGCCGUCCGCAAGGACGUGGUGCGCACCGACCGCGCCCACCCCUACUUCGGCGGCCCCGAGGAAGGCCACCCUCACCUGGCCGCUCUCCAAGCCCUGCUGACCACCUUCGCCCUGGGCCACCCGCGCUUGUCCUACUGCCAGGGCAUGUCGGACGUGGCCGCGCCGCUGCUGGCCGUGCUGGACGACGAGGCCCAGGCUUACCUGUGCUUCUGCUCCUUGAUGCGCCGCCUGGCGCCGCGGUUCCGCCCCGGCGGCCGCGGCCUCUCGCGGGCGUUCGCUCACCUGCGGCGGCUCCUGCGCCGCGCCGACCCGGCGUUCUGGGCGUUCCUGGCGGCGCGCGGCGCUCACGACCUGCUGUUCUGUUACCGGUGGUUGUUGUUGGAGCUGAAGCGCGAGUUCGCCUUCGAGGACGCCCUGAAGGUGUUGGAGAUCACCUGGAGCUCGUUGCCGCCGGCGCCGGCGCCGCCGCGCCCGGGGGUGCCGUUGUUGGGGGCGCCCCUGGGGGCUCGGAGGGAUGGUGGUGGUGGGGUCACGGAAGGUUCUGGAGGUGGGUUUGGGGGUUUGAAGGGUUCUGGUGGUGGUUUGGAGGGUUAUGAGGCUUCUGGAGGUGUUCUCAGCGGUUCCAAGAGCUCCAACGGUGUUCUGGAAGGUUCUAAGAGCAUCCAGGAAAGUCCCAAGAGCUCCAGUGAUGCCCUCAAGAGCCCCAAGAGCUCUAGUGAUCUUCUAGAAGGUUCUAAGAGCAUCCAAGGAGGUCCCAAAAGCUCCAGUGAUGUUCUGGAAGGUUCCAAGAGCAUCCAGGAAGGUUCCAGGAGCUCCAGAGAUGACUCCAAGAGCUCCAGUGAUGUCCUCAAGAGUCCCAAGAGCUCCAGCGAUCUUCUAGAAGGUUCCAAGAGCAUCCAGGAAGGUUCCAGGAGCUCCAGAGAUGACUCCAAGAGCUCCAGUGACGUCCCCGGUGACGCCAGGGACAGCCAGGAGGGUCCCAAGAGCUUGAAGAAGGUUCAGGAAGGUUCCCAGAGCUCCAGGAAGGUCCAGGGGAGACCCCCCAGGGAUGGUGGAGAAGCCCCCGAGGACUCCUGGGGUGGCCCCAGGAGGGUGGAGGAGGGCACGGACGCCCUGGAGAUGGAGCAGAGACCCCAGAGCCUCUGCUGGGGGGCUGGGGGUGACCCCAGAGAGGUUCAGGGUGACCUUGGAGAUGGACACAGCUUUGGAGAAGGCCGCCAUGACCCCAGGGAUGGCCACAGCACCUCCAAGGAUGGCCACCAUGACCACAGGGAUGGCCACCGUGACCCCAAGGAUGACUAUCAUGACCCCAGGGAUGACCACCACGACCCCAGGGAUGGCCACAACAUCUCCAAGAAUGACCACCAUGACCCCAAGGAUGGCCACCGUGACCCCAGGGAUGACCACCAUGACCCCAGGGAUGGCCACAACUCCAAGGAUCACCACCGUGACCCCAAGGAUGGCCACCAUGACCCCAAGGAUGACCACAACUCCAAGGAUGACCACCAUGAUCCCAGGGAUGACCACCACAACUCCAAUGAAGACCACCACAACCCCAUACACCACCACCACGACCUCAAAGACGACCACCACCACCCCAAAGCCACCGCCAACAACCCCACCACCCCCGAAGACCCUUGGGGCGGCCGUUGGGCUUGGGAAGACCCUUCCUCCUCCUCCUCCUCCUCCUCCUCCAUCUCCUCGUGCUCCUCAGCCUCAUCCUCCUCGGACGAGGAGGUGACGGUGGAGGACGACGGCGCUCCUCUGCCACCGCCAGAAGAGCUGGGCCAGGGGAACCCCUUCCUGCUCUUCGUGUGCCUCGCCAUGCUGCUGGAGCAGCGCGACGCCGUCAUGGCGCGCGCCGGCGACUACAACGAGGUGGCCAUGCACUUCGACCGCCUGGUGCGGCGCCACCACCUGCCCCGCGUCCUGCGCCGCGCCAAGGGGCUCUUCGCCAGGUACCUGGAGGGGUGGGGAGGGUCGGCGCCCGGGGGAGACCAGGUGGGGUCUCCGUCGGGGUAA
This is a messenger RNA of Pseudopodoces humilis (Tibetan ground-tit), 3051 nucleotides long. The record is from RefSeq and is a predicted model, not a curated record. Lineage: Eukaryota; Metazoa; Chordata; Aves; Passeriformes; Paridae.